This is a messenger RNA of Galdieria sulphuraria, 1411 nucleotides long. RefSeq lists its product as uncharacterized. Lineage: Eukaryota; Rhodophyta; Bangiophyceae; Galdieriales; Galdieriaceae. Gene Ontology annotation, molecular function: protein binding. The transcript has a single exon. Bases 15 to 1355 code for a protein of 446 amino acids. The record is from RefSeq and is a predicted model, not a curated record.
ACUUUGAUCAUAAGAUGCAAGAAGCACCAUCUUUUUCUUCUUAUGACCAAUACUUAUACUCUCCACUGAUUCAGCUUCAAACGCAUCACACGUUUUCACCUGCUAGUUUUCUUUCCUCGAGGUUAGGAGCCAACAUAGAAUACGGUUCCGUUUUUGUGGCCUCGGGUACAAAAAUAUAUCAUCUUCAAGUAAAUGAAUUGUUGCUGGAACAAAAACAAAAGUUUAGAGUGCACGAAGAAACCACUCGUGACGAAAGGGACGUCAACAAGAAACGAUGUAAAGGAACCGAUUCUUCUGUGGACAAACUAGUACACUCUUACUUGGGUACUACAAAUAAUUGGAUACCUGAAAACGUACCUGGCGAGUUCUCGUUGGAACCUAUUAAGCAUAUCAGUCAUCGAUGUGAAGUACAGUCGUUGCAAGUGCGGAGAUGUUCCAACAGAGAGUUUCAAAUUGCCUCAGUAGAUGGCUGGGGUAGAGCAGUAAUAUCUAUGGCUAAUUGCUCACCUGAAGAUAACUCAAUUGGCUCUCCACGCAACAGUUAUGCAAUUGCGCCUAUCAGUAUGGAAGAUGGAGAAGAAGGAUGGGCAGGUUUAGACUUGGAUCCCUGGCAUCUUUCUAGAAUAGCCAUAGUUCGACAGUUCUUUCGAGAUUUGACCAUUUAUGACAAGGACUUGGCUACUCGUCAAUUGGCUCUUUCGUAUACUCCUCAUGCAGUUCGCUUUCUGUCGAAUACUUGGAAUGAUAUUUCGUUAGAUAAUGACGAUACCAGCAAAGCCAACAACUUUUGUCACUUGGUUGCAUGUUUGGAAGGUCCCUAUUUGUCUAUAUGGGAUACCAGAGUUGGAGAAGGAGGUGGUAGGAUUCAUCAUAAAUGUUAUGGUAAUGGAAGUCUAUAUGGUAUAGAUAUUGGUCAUCGAGGUAGCCUAUCGGUUGGGGGAGUGGAUAGAAUGGUUAGUAUAUUGGACCUUCGUACUUGGAAUGUUCGUUGUCGAUGGAAUCAUUGUCUCAAAUAUGAAUGUAAACAUGUCCUUUUUCCCGAAAAAGAAGAGUGUCGUUGUAUCGUAGUUGGUGUGGAUAACGAGUUGUCAUGUGGUUAUGUAGGAAAUUUACAAAGAGAACAAGUGUUACUAUCUGAGAAACGUCCUAGAAUGAUGUCUGGAGCCAAUUUGGUCUCCUGUAAGAGAAUAUUUGGUUUUCGAGCGGACAGUCGAUGGAUUGGUGUGACUAAACAGUUUGUCAACGGAUACAGUCAUAUUUUGGGAAUGUCUGAAAAUGGUUGUUUAUAUUGGCUGAAAAUGGAAACUUUUUCAGAUUCAAAUAAUAGUCAUCAAGAAGCUUUUUUCCUCGAAUGAAUGGCGCCAAAACUAGCCAAUAGAAAAAGGAUUCUUGAGUGAGACAAGAACUCUUU